AUGGACUCGAAAUCUCCAAUAUCUGUAUAUUUCUCUAAUAAUAAUUAGGCAAGUGUAAUUUCAUUUAGAAAUGAUCCAAAUGAUGAUGCUAUCUAUUAUAUGAUAUAAGUCAAAAAUAAAACAAGUGACGUAUGGUAAUUAGAAAAAAGAUUUUCUCAAUUUGAAGACUUAGCCAAAAAAUUAAAGGUUCUCUUUGGAGAGCAAUUGCCAUCACUUCCCAAAAAGAAAUAUGUAACAUUUUUAGUUGGUAAAACACCUGAAGACAUUGAAAAAAGAAAGGCUGGUUUAGAUGAAUUCAUUCAAAAUUUAGCCAGCAGACCUGAAGUAGUUGCAUCAGAACCACUAAAACAAUUCUUGGAAAUCGAAAAGAAUGCAAAAGAAAUCAUAGUGAAUCCUCCAAAACAAAUAUUCGAGUUCAAAGGAUUUUUGCAUGGAAUCAGAGAUUUUACUAUAAGUUCAGAACAAGGAUUGAUGUUUGUUAUUACAUCAGAUUGCUCAGUGAUUAACAGAUUGGAUGCAUAUCUAACAAACAUGAAAGCUCCUUGGGAAUCUGAAAAGGGAGAUCAAGCAUUAAUACCUGUAGGAUGUGUUGAAUGUUGGUUACAAUAAGAGAGUGGAGAAUUUUCAAGAUUAUGGGUUAAGAUGUACAAUUCUUAAGCCAUAACAUGUUAUUGGGAUGCAGCUGCUUCUGUAUUGCUUGUUGGAUUAGAUAGUGGAUCAAUCAACUAUUUGUAUGUACCAGAAAAAGAAGGAUUUAAGAAAUUUACAGAGAGUUUGGAAAUUGAGUAACAUACAGAUAGAGUCAUGGGAUUGUAUUAUGAUAGUAAGAGAAAAUAUUUGCAUUCCAUAUCCAAAGAUAGAAAAUAUAGAGUAUUAAAUCUUAGAAAAGGGGAACUAGUAGCAGAUAUCGAACCUGAUUAAUAUGAAUUGACAUGUCUUUUAGGAAGCGAAGAAAGAAAGAAAACAUUUGUAGGAGAUAGACAUGGAGAAAUAUUUAUUUAUGAUAUUACGAAAAAACGACCAAAAUUGGUUAUUAAAAUCCCAACCAACUAAUUGUUUAUUAGGGGAUUUUUCAUAGAUAAUUAAAGGAAUUAUUUAUUUUCAAUUAGUCAUGAAAAUGGAGUUAUUUUAAUAAUAGACAUAUAAUUACCUGGAAGAGAGUAAUAUUCUAAGGAAGUGGCCUAAUUAAAUGGAAAGUCAAAAAGCAGAGAAAUUGGAUGGUCAGCAAAAAGAGGUGAAAUCUAUGUUGGCAAUAUAGAUGGCACUGUUACGAUUUGGGAUGCUCGAAAGUCACAAUAAUUAUAUGUACUUAAGGCUCAUGAUUCAGAUAUUACGAAAUUGUAAUGGUUAGAUGCUGAUUAAACUCUGUUGACAGCUGCUAAAGACAAAGUUAUCAAGGUUUGGUCUAUGCCUUAGCAUUGGAGAGAUCCAAAAAUUGUAGAAAAAGAAAUAGAAUAGGAUUAAUAAUAAGCUAAAUAAUAAAAUGUUGAGUAGUAGUAUAAGAAGGCAUAAUAACUAUUUGAUUAAGGAUCUUAGGAUGAUGAUGAAGAUGAUAUGGCAGUUUGGCAUAAGGAUUAACAAAGACAUUCAGACACUAAAUAUGAAGAUAUUGUCGAAUUAAAAUGA
Paramecium tetraurelia is the source of this 1626-nucleotide messenger RNA. RefSeq lists its product as uncharacterized. Gene Ontology annotation, cellular component: catalytic step 2 spliceosome. Lineage: Eukaryota; Ciliophora; Oligohymenophorea; Peniculida; Parameciidae. The record is from RefSeq and is a predicted model, not a curated record. Gene Ontology annotation, molecular function: RNA binding; phosphatidylinositol binding; protein binding. The transcript is spliced from 6 exons.